AUGAAGGACGCGAUCGCUUGGUUAUCACUGUUGGCGACAACUUUUGGCUUGGUGACAUCAAGUCAUAGCAGUGUAAUCAACAAAUCCCCUGCGCUGUCGGCAGAACAAGAGGAUGGAUCAACUGUCACAGUAGGAGUCGGGGUUACACUUUGGCUCGGUGAUGGCGAUUCUUGCGCUGCUGAAACUAUCACCGACACUUCCACGCAGACUGGAAAUAGCUCCCCAGGUGCCACUGCAAUUACUAUCACCGAGACUACUACCAAGACAAUUAGUGGUUGUCGAAAUGCGCCUGCCAUUAGUGCUUCUGCCGAUGUUGGCAUUGGACCGCUCAGUCACGCCGAUUACCUCGAGCGUGCCUGUGACAACCACCUCCACUAUGCCUAUUACAACUACCUCGAGCGAGCCCAUCACAACUACCUCGAGCGAACCUAUCACAACCACCUCCACUGUGCCGGUGAUAACAACCUCGAGCGAGCCGGUGACAACCACUUCGAGCGUGCCUAUCACAACUACCUCAAGCGAGCCGGUGACAACCACUUCGAGCGUGCCUAUCACAACUACCUCAAGCGUGCCUAUCACAACAACCUCAAGCGAGCCGGUGACAACCACUUCGAGCGUGCCUAUCACAACUACCUCAAGCGUGCCUAUCACAACUACCUCAAGCGAACCUAUCACAACCACCUCCACUGUGCCGGUGAUAACAACCUCGAGCGAGCCUAUCACAACAACCUCGAGCGAGCCUAUUACAACUACCUCGAGCGAGCCGGUGACAACCACUUCGAGCGUGCCUAUCACAACUACCUCAAGCGAGCCUGUGACAACUACCUCGAGCGAGCCUAUCACAACUACCUCGAGCGUGCCUAUCACAACAACCUCAAGCGAGCCGGUGACAACCACUUCGAGCGUGCCUAUCACAACUACCUCAAGCGAGCCUGUGACAACUACCUCGAGCGAGCCUAUCACAACUACCUCGAGCGAGCCAGUAACAACCACCUCCACUGUGCCUGUUACAACUACCUCGAGCGUGCCUAUCACAACCACCUCAAGCGAGCCUGUCACAACUACCUCCAGUCAGUGACUACCACCGGUGGCUCAACUGUCACUAUCCCAAAUACCACCGUCACUCUACCGGGAACAACACUUCCAGGGACAACUAUGACUGUGGGUGAUUCUAGCAGUACUACGACGGUAUCCGCCUCCGUAUGCUCCAGUCUUAUCAGAAACCCAACAUACACACCUACCGCUCCGUUGCCAGAUGACUAUACCUGGGGCUGCGCACCGGGUUAUCUCUGCAAGCCUCGUCAUACAGGUGACCGUUCGGAAUGUAGCAUUGAAGCAGGUCUUCCUGACCCCGGAUACAUUUGCGACCCUUCAGACUGCAUUGUGGCUCCGCCUUUCGACGUCCAUCCAACUAUGCAGUACAAUGUCUCGAAAAUCUAUUACAAUCUCAACCCGGAGGACUUCGGUCUCAGUUACUCCAUCUUUGACUUCCCGGAAGAUGAAGUUGCAGCCUACGGCAAGCGCGGCAUGUCCUUGUGGGAUUCCGCUAUCGGGCAAAAGGUCAAAAGAAUCGACCUACCUGACCUUCCCGGGCUUUGUUAUAAUGAGUGUAGCGAUGCUGCAUAUGAGCCGCAAUCGCUUGGAAAGACCGACGAGAUUUGCAAGAGUGAUUCAGCAUUCAUGGAAAACUUGGGUGUUUGCGAGGAAUGCAUUACCAACAACGACGAUUCUGGGUCCGAUCAAUAUUCAUCAAUAAUGUUGCCGACAUUUGCACAGUGGUUGAAUUACUGCUCCGACAAGGUCACGUCCACAACAACACAAAGUGCCACUAGCACUGAGAUGGAAACUACGGCGACGAGUACCCAGACCACCACUACUACCAGCACGGAGGCUUCGACAGGAGCCACAAUCACUAGUACUCUGGCUACCAGCACUGAAGCUAGCACCACUGAAGCUAGCACCACUGAAGCCAGCACCACUGAAACCAGCACCACUGAAACCAGCACCACUGAAGCUAGUACCACUGAUGCUACCACCACCGAGGCUAGCAGUAUUGAAGCUACCGGCACUGAAACAACGAGCGCCGAAGCGACAAGCACCACUCAGUCUAGUGAAGAAAGCACUGCUACCACUGAGACCGAAGAAACAUCUAGUGCAGUCGAGACAACCCAACCAGUCACUCUCAUCACAACCACGGCUUCCGGCUCAGUUAUGACAACCUCGGUGUCUGCUUCACUUGUCACAACUUCUUUCUCUGGAUAUGUUGUCACAAUCUCAACGUCCGGCUCCCUCGUGACAAGCUCAGUACCUGGAUCGAUUGCGACAACAUCAGUAUCUGGCUCGCUUGUUACAACCUCACUGCCCGGUUCAAUCAAGACCAUGACGAGCACUCAGGGCACAGGGGCUAGCGGUGAAAACACAUCUGACAAUGGUUCUGGUAGUCCAUCAGGCUCGAGUUCCGGAACUCGGACUGAUUCGGCAAAUACGUCUACAUCUUCCCCAGCCUUCAAUGCGGCAGAAUCCUUAAAUAUCCCUCAUAUUGGCUUAAUUGGUCUGUUGUGGGCUAUUUUUGCACCACUCCUUUAG
Messenger RNA from Penicillium verrucosum, 2586 nucleotides. RefSeq lists its product as uncharacterized. The record is from RefSeq and is a predicted model, not a curated record. NCBI's taxonomy places the organism in Eukaryota, Fungi, Ascomycota, Eurotiomycetes, Eurotiales, Aspergillaceae. The transcript has 3 exons. Bases 1 to 2586 code for a protein of 861 amino acids.